GGACCCUGGGUUGGUGUUUUCACCCGCGCAAUGGGUUGCGAGUUUUCGCCAUGGAAGUGUGGAACUGGGCGCGGCGCUGCUGUGGGCGGCGACACCGCCCGGUGAGUUUGCCAGGCGCUCCCAGCGCUUACGUGGCCUCCCUGCGGCCGAAUGCAGACGCUGAGCUCGUGGCCACCUGGCAGAGGCGCUUGGCCACUGGUUAUUGGGAGAUCUUGGGCGACAGCCUGGAGGAGCAUGAGGCCGGCUUCCGUGCAAAGCGGGCCGUUUCGGCGGGGGAAGCCGUGCUCUUCGAGGCCCCGCGGGCGUGCGUCGCCGCGGGGCCGCAGGCCUGCGAUGAAUUGGCGCGACGUGUCGCGAAGGACCGGGAGGUUUUGCAGCUGCCCGGCGGCCGCUUUACCGGAGAGGAGGACCCUUUGCGGUCCAUCCUCUCCUCCAACUGCCAGCUUUGCAGCCGCGAGCCCCGCUACGUCGCGCUGUUCUUGAAAUGCUCGCGCCUGGUGCACUCCUGUUGCCCCAACGCCUACGUCGACUCCACUCGGUCACACGCCGUGGUUCGCGCACUUGAUGAUUUGCCAGCCGGGGCGCAGGUCUCGGUGUCCUGGGUGCCUGUGAGCCUCUGCUUCGAGGCGCGGAAGGCGCAGCUGGGCCAAGGCUUCGCGUGCGCCUGCGCCCGCUGCGCAGAAGAGAGGACUGAGGACCCGCAGCUCCGGGUCCCCUGCGCCUGCGGAAAGGCGACGUUCCUCUCCGAGCAACGGCGAUGCGCCUGCGGCUUCAGGUUCGAGCCCGCGGAAUGCCAGCGGCAUUUGGCUGAGGCGUGCAAGGCGAACGAGUUCAUGGCCAAGGACGGCGCUGCCCGAGGCAAUGAGAUACAGAAGGCGAUGGCCCUAGAGACGAGGAUGCAUACUGCAACCGCUUCCAAGUCGAUACCACCACGCCACCCGCAGAUUCUGCAGCUGGCCAACAAUGUCGCCAACUGCUACUUCUAUGCUGCAAAGAUGCCUGGAAAGAACCAGGACGCUUGCUGGGAAGGCUUCUGGAAGUACAAGACGCAGUACAUGUCUGGCCUGGAGGCGAAUCACGGCUCUACCAAGCAGCGGGAUCUCCACUACCUGCUGAGCUUGCGCCGCAUGCUGUCCGCCAAGUUCCCCACACCGGCGGAGAGACUUCAGUGCCAAGAGAAGUACACGUCGUUGUGCCUGCUGCAUUUUGGUGAGCCGGACAUACCUCAAUCCAUCCUCUUGGACUCAAAUGUCAUGUAGUGUGGCGAAAGAUCCGUUCCUAUCAGGGCUCCCUAUAUUUCCAACCUA
Molecule: messenger RNA, 1307 nt
Organism: Effrenium voratum
Lineage: Eukaryota; Dinophyceae; Suessiales; Symbiodiniaceae
Source: the annotation of a GenBank genome assembly